Punctularia strigosozonata HHB-11173 SS5 is the source of this 1568-nucleotide messenger RNA. Its product is annotated as alpha/beta-hydrolase. Gene Ontology annotation, cellular component: mitochondrial inner membrane. The record is from RefSeq and is a predicted model, not a curated record. Gene Ontology annotation, biological process: cardiolipin acyl-chain remodeling. Gene Ontology annotation, molecular function: A2-type glycerophospholipase activity. Bases 1 to 1368 code for a protein of 455 amino acids. NCBI's taxonomy places the organism in Eukaryota, Fungi, Basidiomycota, Agaricomycetes, Corticiales, Punctulariaceae. The transcript has 4 exons.
AUGUCCGCCGCAUCCAUCCUCGAGGCCGCCGCCACUGCGAGCCUGCCGCCGCUGCCUCCAGCGAAGGAGAUCCCAAGCUCGUUCACGGCCAGCUUCCGCAGCUGGUGGAAUGUCGGCGAGAAAGAGGCCCAGCUCGCGGAAGAACGUCUCCUACGCCGCCUCCCGUACUUCCGCCCCUCGGCCUCCCCGCCCUCCACGCCCUCCGCCGGACCCGUCACCGCAACCUCGCGCCGCGUCCCGCUCUUAACACCGAAACACUACCUCAACACCCUCUCCAUCACCUCCACCUCUCCCUCCCCCACCGCGCCCGCGCCCGCCGUCCUCCUCCACGGCUACGGCGCCGGCCUCGGCUUCUUCUUCCAAAACCUGCCCCCUCUCGCCGCCUGGGCCGCGCGCCGCCACACCUCCGUCUACGCGCUCGACUGGCUCGGCAUGGGCCGCUCCGCGCGCGUGCCCUUCACCGUCAAAGCGCGCCGCGCCGACACGGACGCGCGCGUCGCCGAGGCCGAGGCCUUCUUCAUCGACGCGCUCGAGCAGUGGCGCGUCCGCAUGGGCCUCGAGCGCAUGCAGCUCGUCGGCCACUCCCUCGGCGGCUACCUCUCCGUCGCCUACGCGCUCAAGUACCCGUCCCGCGUCGAGCGCCUCGUCCUCCUCUCCCCCGCCGGCGUCCCCCGCGACCCGGACAGCACCGAGGAGCCCUCGCGCGAGCUCACCGAGUCGCAAACCGCCGACCAGGAGCUCCCCGACGCCGGCUCCGGCGCCCCUUCCGGCUCUGGCCUCGCCGCGCGCUUCGGGGCCAAGCGCGCCGCGGGCACGGCCGAACCCGCCUCCCCUCCCCGCGUCGAGAAGAUCAAAGCCGAGCAGCGCGCCGAGAAGCAGAAGGAGACGAAGAUGCGCAAAGUCUUCACCUACCUGUGGGAGGAGGGCUUCUCUCCCUUCCAGCUCGUCCGCUCCUCGCUCUUCUGGGGCCCGCUCCUCGUCGGCAAAUACUCCUCCCGCCGCUUCUCCGGCCUCACCGAGGAGGAGACGCGCGACAUGCACGAGUACAUCCUCAACAUCACCCUCGCCAAGGGUUCGGGCGAGUACUGCAUCAGCCACAUCCUCGCGCCGGGCGCGCACGCCAGGCGACCGCUCGUGGACCGCGUCGCGGCGCUCAAGAUUCCGGUCACGUUCGUGUACGGAGACCACGAUUGGAUGGACCCAGAGGGUGGCAGCCAGUCCGUCGCGAAUUUGAAGAAGGCCGGCAACACCGAGGGUCGGAUGUACGUGGUUCCGUACGCGGGUCAUCAUGUGUAUCUGGAUAACGCGAAGGCCGUCAACGAGCUGCUCGUCAAGGAGCUCGACCGUCCGGUCGUCCGCGCACCUUAAUCGUCUCCCUCUUACAUGAAUACAUCACGAUUCGACACGAUAUGGUUUACAUACGCAUGUUCCACUCAUCUUGACUUAUAUAGCCGUUUCGCAAGCGUCCUCCUUAGAUAGUAGACUUUUUCACCCAUGGGGUUAUGUUUAUAAUAGGAAGGGGCGGUGUAAUGUAGUAUAUCACAAGGACAAUGGCUUAUUUCAUCGGG